CUCACUCUGUGUGAGCUCUUUCUCAGUCAGGUCGGGGCGGGCUGUAUAAAAAAGGAAGGUGAGGCAGCUCGGCUCUCAUUCGGCAGCGAUUGGAGUGAAGAAGCGUGAUGUCUGGAAGAGGCAAAGGAGGCAAAGGCCUGGGAAAAGGCGGAGCGAAGCGGCACCGCAAAGUGCUCCGUGAUAACAUUCAGGGCAUCACAAAACCAGCCAUCCGGCGCCUGGCUCGCCGUGGUGGGGUCAAGCGCAUCUCGGGCUUGAUCUACGAGGAGACCCGCGGGGUGCUGAAGGUUUUCCUGGAGAAUGUGAUCAGGGAUGCGGUCACCUACACGGAGCACGCCAAGCGCAAGACGGUCACUGCUAUGGAUGUGGUGUACGCUCUGAAACGCCAGGGCCGCACUCUCUAUGGAUUCGGCGGCUGAACAAAUCGACCCUUUUCCAGCGAACCCAAAGGCUCUUUUCAGAGCCACCCAAUUCCUCCGACUGAGGGCAGAGACCUGAGGACGGGGAAAGGCAGCAAAUCGGGAGGGUGUAUUGUACUACAGCUCGUUAUCUUACAUCGCGACUUGUAAUUCUGCCCAGAUGCGAAAUGUUACAUAUUCCAGUAUUUCUAUUUCAUUAACCCUUCCAGGAAUGAUAUCUGAUUCAGUUUUGAUUCUUGGACGCCUGCAGAUAUUUUAGUGGCACGUUCUUUCCAUCUGGCUGCUGAACGUAGCAAUGAC
This is a messenger RNA of Rhincodon typus (whale shark), 719 nucleotides long. RefSeq names its product histone H4. The transcript has a single exon. Gene Ontology annotation, molecular function: DNA binding; protein heterodimerization activity; structural constituent of chromatin. Lineage: Eukaryota; Metazoa; Chordata; Chondrichthyes; Orectolobiformes; Rhincodontidae. Gene Ontology annotation, biological process: nucleosome assembly. Gene Ontology annotation, cellular component: nucleosome. The coding region runs from base 108 to 419 and encodes 103 amino acids. The record is from RefSeq and is a predicted model, not a curated record.